Molecule: messenger RNA, 1283 nt
Organism: Orbicella faveolata
Lineage: Eukaryota; Metazoa; Cnidaria; Anthozoa; Scleractinia; Merulinidae
Biological process (GO): regulation of transcription by RNA polymerase II
Cellular component (GO): CCAAT-binding factor complex; nucleus
Molecular function (GO): DNA-binding transcription activator activity, RNA polymerase II-specific; RNA polymerase II cis-regulatory region sequence-specific DNA binding; protein heterodimerization activity
Source: RefSeq, a predicted model, not a curated record
GUGCUCUUGGAGCUCGUUUGUGAGUGGUGAAGAAGGCGGACGACCAGCCACUCGUGUGCCUUCUGUAACUCGCGUUUUCGUUGGCUGCUCUAACUCAAACGAAACACCGGCUAGCCAACAAAAAAUCGAGAAAGCUGGCAGAUGGAAGGUGUCGAGGAGGCCAGGAAUGAAAACACAGAUGGACUGAGCUCCCAGCCUCCAGACAGCGGUCAGCCCAGCUAUCCACAGGCAGGACUAGCGCCUUACACCCAGGGAAGUACAGUUCCAAAUGGCCAUGGCACUGAGCAAGUUGGCAUCCGGGGUGUGCAACAAGUUAUCGAAAACCGACCGGAGGUACAAAACGAAACACACGUUGGACUUGCGGACGAUCGUGGCCACCUCUCCAUUUCUAACGUUCCUGGAGGGGUUCAGGUCGCUGUUGUUCCUUCUACAGAUGAUGUUGGAAGUUUAGCCAGCGCUGCUACGGCGGUAGAGCGGGCAGACGAUGGAACACACAGUCAUACUGUGGUCACCGCCAUGCCCGCAGAUUACGGUUUACCGGGGCCUCUUCCUCCUCAGUAUGUCAUUCAACAUGACGACCACGAGGGAAGCGAAGAUGCUGGAGUACAUGGUGAUGUGGAUGGUGAUGAAAAAGAGCGAGAUGAUAUUCUCAGAGAACAGGAUCGAUUCUUGCCAAUUGCAAAUGUGGCUAGAAUAAUGAAGAAAUCAAUUCCAAAGACAGGCAAGAUUGCAAAAGAUGCCAAAGAAUGUGUCCAGGAGUGUGUGUCAGAAUUCAUCAGCUUCAUUACUAGCGAGGCAAGUGAAAGAUGUCACCAAGAAAAACGUAAGACAAUCAAUGGGGAAGACAUUCUUUUUGCCAUGCAGACGUUAGGGUUUGACACCUAUGUAGAACCUUUGAAACUCUACUUGCAAAAGUACAGAGAGUCAAUCAAAGGAGAAAAAUCAGCUCUUGUGUCGGAAGGAAGAGAAGGCGAGAUGGAAGAAGAUGAACAUACUGUCCAUCAGUUCCAAGUUGCAGCUGCUGCCCACCUUCACCCUUCAAUGAUCGCUACAGAUCAAACUCCAACAACUAUAUACAGCACUGCUCCAUAUCAAACGACGGUAAGCUCAACAUAUUUAACCCUGUGACAGACCGUCAUGUUUAGUGUCAAGUCUGAGAACCUGGUGGUUUUGCAUGUUGUUAAUAUUUUAGUUGAUGAUUUACCUUAAUUCUUGGUACCAGUCACCUUGACAGUGUUUUGGUUUUGAAAUGUAAGUAGAGGUUAAAGGUAAAGUCUGCAUGC